This is a messenger RNA of Gadus macrocephalus (Pacific cod), 5229 nucleotides long. Its product is annotated as nuclear receptor coactivator 3-like. The transcript is spliced from 9 exons. The record is from RefSeq and is a predicted model, not a curated record. NCBI's taxonomy places the organism in Eukaryota, Metazoa, Chordata, Actinopteri, Gadiformes, Gadidae. The coding region runs from base 91 to 1305 and encodes 404 amino acids. Gene Ontology annotation, cellular component: nucleus. Gene Ontology annotation, biological process: cellular response to hormone stimulus; positive regulation of transcription by RNA polymerase II. Gene Ontology annotation, molecular function: nuclear receptor binding.
CUGCUGGGCGCCAUCUUACAUUGAACCAAUCGACGGCGUUUGUCUGCGCAGGACCCGUGAACCGGGGCAUGGUCCCCCCAGAGGUCCCCCAUGGGGGGGUCCGGCGAGUGGGGGAUGCCCCGCUCCAGCGCCAGCCCCGUGGGCUCCGCGGGGCACCCCUCCAUGAUCCGCCCGCCCAUGGACUACAACAACGGCAAGCCCAUGAUGGCGGGGGCCAUGGUGGGCCGCUCCAACAGCGUGCCGGGCACCCGCUCCAUGCUGCAGCAGCAGCUCAUGGAUAUGGGGGGCUCUGGGGACAUGGGCAUGAGCCCCUUCCACCAGCCGCAGGGACAGCCCAACCAGUCCCCGUCCUGGCCGGACCCAGUGAUGGGCAUGGAGGGGGGCAGCAGGCGUCCCUUUGGCAACACGCUGGAUGACCUGCUGGUGCCGCCCACCACCAGCGAGGGCCAGAGUGACGAGAGGGCCCUGCUGGACCAGCUGGACUCCCUGCUCAACAACACGGACGGCAUCGCCCUGGAGGAGAUAGACCGGGCGCUGGGCAUCCCCGACCUGGUCAGCCAGGGCCAGGGAGCCGAGCACCUGGAGCCCUUCCCGGGACAGGACCCCUCCAUGGGCAUGGAGCACAAGUCCCUCUACGGCCAGGGCUACCCGGGCCCCCCCAGCAUGGCCAUGCAGCAGGCCUACGGGGGGAACCCCAUGCAGGGGCAGCCCCAGCAGGGGGGCUUCGGCCCCAUGCUGUCCCAGAUGGGCCAGGGGGGCAGCUUCCCGGGCAUGGGGGGCAUGGGGGGCAUGGGCCACCCCCGCGCCGGCAUGAUGCGACCCAGGAUGAUGAGCGCCAACAAGCCCAUGAGGCUCCAGCUGCAGCAGCGGCUCCAGGGCCAGCAGUUCUUGAGCCAGACGCGCCAGGGAAUGGCCAUGAAGAUGGAGAACCCUGGGGGCCCCAGCCUGGGCAUGAGACCCGCGAUGCAGCCGGGCAUGGGAGGACAGCCUGGCUUCCUGAACGCCCAGAUGAUGGCCCAACGCAGCCGGGAGAUGGUCACCAUGCAGAUGAAGAGGCAGAGGAUGAUGAUGCUCAUGCAGCAGCAGCAGCAGCAGGCCGCCGCCGCCGCCGGGGGGCUUCAGUCCCCCGCCCAACGUCACGGCCCCCGGGGGCAUGGACGGCGGCAUGGGGGGGCCCCGGCAUGGGAGGGCCAGGCAUGGGCCAGCCGGGCCCCCAGCAGUUUGGCUACGGGGGGAGCUACGGGAUGGGCCAGCAGGGGGAGCCCUCGUUCGGCCCCCCGGGGAGCAGCCCCCCCAACGCCAUGAUGUCAGGCCGCCUGGGGCCGCAGAAUCCCAUGAUGCAACAGCACCCCGCAGGGCGGACCCAUGUACCAGGGGGCCGACAUGAAGGCCUGGGCCCAGGGGGGCAUGGCACGCAGCAGCUCCUAUGCUCAGCAGCAGUUUGCCCAGCAGGGAGCCCCGGCCCAGUACGGGGGCAUGAUGAUGAACGGGGGGGGCAUGCCGGCCGGCGGGGCCGGGGCCCACAUGGGUCAGAUGGGCAUGAACCCCAUGGUGAUGGGUCGCAUGGGCCCCAUGGGCCCUGAGCAGAAAUACUGCUGAGUUCGGUGACUCUGGGCUCGUCAGGGCUCCCUGUGACCCUCAUCCAGAGAGCUGUAGCGGCCGCAGCGCCCCGGCGUGGAGUACCAGGUCGGCGGGUGUUUUUCCGUCUGCUGUGCUGCACACCCACCACUAGGGGGAGUGCUCGUGCUCUUUUGGAGUAGGACGCACAGUGAACGCAGACUCACAGCCUAGGGGACUACGACAACCACAGACACGAUCCCAUACCGAGAAUACAAUGCCUUCUUGUAAAUCUGAGACACUGUGACACACACACAUACCUACACACUGACACACACACACACACACACACACACAAACACAAACACACACACACACCCAAGCUCUUAUCGUGAUUGCCAGAUAUUGAUUGCUUAUUUAUAUAACUUUUCUCCAAAAAGUCGGUAGUUCCCUAUGACUGUAGUUCCCUUUCUAUUCUCGUCAUGAGUGGUUUGUGUUUCAUGUAGACACACAGGACAUUUUUUGGGACCAAACGGAUAAAGUCAACCAACUUUUAGGGGUGGGGGUUUGGGGGGUUAGAGGGGCGGACAUCGGAUGACAGACUGGAACACGGACAGCCAGGAAGACCUCCUCUCUCUUUGGGCCUGACGCCAGCACGACUCUACCACUCUACGUGGUCAACUGCAAACCUUUUGAACUUCUCUCUUUCUGUUUCAGAAUGUUUGGAAGCCAGUUCCUCAGUGCUGGUGCUAGACCAUCUCCAUGUAAAUAUGUCUUGUUGUGUACAUAUAUAUACAUAUUGUAUAUCCAUAUAUAUGUAUAUAUAUACAUUACGUGUAUAUAUAUGUUUAUAUAUAUAUUAUAAACAUAUAUUAUAUGUAUGUAUAAUAUAUAUAUACAAAUAUAUGUAUGUAUCUAUCUAUGUAUAUGUAUGUAUGCAUAUAUAUGUCGAUAAAGUAUGGUUCAUGCGUGACUUUUAGUCAUGUUGUGACCCCAGAGGAAUGUCAUUAUACUGUAGCACACCUUUAAUCCUCCAGAAGUCGAGGUAUAACAGAGUAACCAGUGGGCUGGGAUUGCACUUUAAGGAAAGGCCAUUCUCUGAAUCGAUUGUGCCAUUAUUGUAUGGCCAACGAGGCCUUUAUUGAUCAAUAAAAAAAAGAUUAUUAUUUAAUACAACAGCAAAUUUAAAUAUGAUUGGUUUUCUCCUUGGAGAAUAGGGUCUAACCAAUGGUAUAUUUUAGAUUCAGAAGGGAAGUAGUAAGCACAGACGCCAACAUACGCUCUCGCGAUGUACUGGUUUAUUAUAGACGGAGAAACAGAGUCCUAAUGGCGCGUUUCCACUGCAGGGUGCGGUUCGGUUCGGUUCGCAAAGGUGCGGUACGGAUUGCGUUUCCACCGCCAAAAGUGGGCGUGACCCGGACUGAGCCGUACUCGUUUUGCCCUCGUCUUCAGUACUCCUCCGUUGGGGUACCGAGACGCCUGAAAGGGUGCCGGAAAAUUCGAGCUACACACCCCAGUAGCCUCGAGGUAUUAUUCUUUACAAUGAACAUGUCGCGUAAAACGCUUGCUUGGGCGAACAAGGAGGUGGAGACGUUCCUCUGCAUUCUUGGGGAGGAAGACGUCGUUUACGAUGUCUACGUAGCUGCCGCGGCGUUCGACAUCCGGCCUACCAUAAAGGGUACUGUCGGCGGUGGAAACGCGACCUCGGAACUGAGCUGGGCUAUACCGCACCGGACUGAGGCGAGGCGAACCGUACCGCACCCUGCAGUGGAAACGCGGCAUAACUCUUGACGUCUUGAGAAAUAGCAUUCAAAUCAACAGACCUUCAAUUCCUGUUCAAUUUGAAUGACUUCAAGAUGUAAUGAUUUGAUUACAUAUCUAAUAUAUAUAACAAUGAAUACAAGAGAUUUCUAAUUUGAAAAAGGAUGCUUUAUAUAACUCCUAAAAGUUUGAAUUUAAUGUGUGUAUGCAGAUUUCCAGCAAUAACCCAUUCUCUGUCGGUAAAAGGGUAUUGGACAAUUACCCAAUGUGAUGGUACUGCAGUAUUACAUACAGUGUCCUGGUUAUAAAUCUUCAUUUGUCUGUGAAUACCAAUUGUAAAUAAGCUUCAAAUGUAUUAUAUAUAUAAAUAUAUAUAUAGAAAAAAGUAUAUAUAUGCUUUUGUAGGUCACAUACUGUUUGCACAGAUUGUAUGGCUUAAUAUUUAAAGUUGAAUUUUCUUAUUUAUUCCUACCUAGGUCAAUACAGCUUUGAUUUUGAGAAGGUUUUAACCCCUUAGCAAAAAUGGAGCUAGUUCUUUUUACCUACACGCCUAAAUUACUUUCCUUCGAGUUAAUACUGCCACUUUCAUUUUUCAAGGAAGCACUUUUUUGUUUGUGAUUUUCAAGUCGUCUAUAUAUUUUAUUUCUCCAAGGGCAUAUACGUAGCUUUAGAGGUGCUAGUGAGUAACUAUGUACAUUUUGUUUUUAUAUAUAAAUCAAUUUCUUUAUGACAAAAAAAGAAAAACAGACAAAAAAGAAAAGAAAAAACCGAGACGAAACCACAAAAGAUGCCUAUAUGUAAACAGUUGACACGCGAUUGUGUUAGGUCCCUAGGGGGCCCUGGUGUCUUACCGGUACGUGGAUGGAUCUUUUCCACACCUUUUGGGGUCUUUUUCCCCUCGUUCUUCCGCGGGGGACUUGAGUUUCAUUCCUGAAGUUUGUGUUUGGUGUUUUUUGCCUGAACAUCCCCAGCGGUGACCUUGUCACACUGAACCACAUCCCGCCACCAUCAUUCUGAGUCCCCAGCGGCGGUUCGGUGAAUCGGACACCUGAUCAUGGUUAUCAGUCCCGCUGGAGAGCGUCUCAUUGCUGUUGGCUUGUUCUGAUUGGUUCACUGCGGGAACGCAACAGUUGGAUGGGGACGUUCUUAUUGUGUCCUGUGACGUCCUGCGAUGGUUCUCAUUGAUCAUGUCAUGGUUGGGUUUGCCUUUACUGUUGUAUUUUUAUUUUUAUUUUCAGAAACUCAUAUGACGAAAUGGACAUUUUGAAACCUACUCGAUCCAAAGAUUUGUUUGGUUUUGUUUUUCUUCCUUUUGUUCCCGUCUGCAGUGCUUAGAGAGUGGUCCGAUGUGUGCAGGGAUUGCUUUCCAAGCAUGCAAUUCCUGUAGGUUAGGAGUCACUGUUCGUUCAUUCUUUUGAUUUUACAUAUUAUAAUCACAACCAUAGAACUGAUAGGAAACUCCCUUGAGGUUUUGUUUUAGUUGAGCUAGUGAUUUGUCUACUUUUACUUUGUCCUUCUCAUACCUUCUGGCCAGUUGAGUAGAGGUGCUGAAAAAUGGGUAUUUUAUAGAACGUUUUCUGUUUCGUUUUUACAGACUUAUUUGGAAGGGGGUUUCCUGGUUGAUGUCAAAUAUGUCUCGCAUUGUUAUCCUGUUGUAGACUCUUUUUUUCCGAAGUCGCAACGAAAUAAUGACAAAAUAAUAACCUGCAAAUUCUCAAAAUUCCACUUUAAAGGAAUGAAAAAAAUAAGCUCUUCUCAUGCAUUGUUGGAGCAGAUGAGUGAUUAGAAGAUUACAAAUUGAGCAAAUAUACUGUGGUUAUUACAGGUUGUAAAUGACUUUAACAUUUUUCUUACCAUGUUUGUUGAUGUUAAUAUUGAUGUAAAUACAAAUUUAUAUUUAAACAUUACAAA